Messenger RNA from Tupaia belangeri chinensis (Chinese tree shrew), 5444 nucleotides. RefSeq names its product vinculin (gene VCL). Gene Ontology annotation, cellular component: actin cytoskeleton. Bases 109 to 3513 code for a protein of 1134 amino acids. Gene Ontology annotation, biological process: cell adhesion. NCBI's taxonomy places the organism in Eukaryota, Metazoa, Chordata, Mammalia, Scandentia, Tupaiidae. Gene Ontology annotation, molecular function: actin filament binding; structural molecule activity. The transcript is spliced from 22 exons. The record is from RefSeq and is a predicted model, not a curated record.
AACCCCGACUCCGUAGUCGCUGCCUGGAGUCCGUCUCUCCGGCGCUUCCCGGUCCCGCCGUUCCUACUUCUCUGUAGCCCGCGGUUCGCCGCCCCACUAGCCGCCGCGAUGCCGGUGUUUCAUACGCGCACGAUCGAGAGCAUUCUGGAGCCGGUGGCGCAGCAGAUCUCGCACCUGGUGAUUAUGCACGAAGAGGGUGAGGUGGACGGCAAAGCCAUUCCUGACCUCACCGCGCCUGUGGCCGCGGUGCAGGCGGCCGUCAGCAACCUCGUCCGGGUUGGAAAAGAGACUGUUCAAACCACUGAGGAUCAGAUUUUGAAGAGGGAUAUGCCACCAGCAUUUAUCAAGGUUGAGAAUGCUUGUACUAAGCUUGUCCAGGCAGCCCAGAUGCUUCAAUCAGAUCCCUACUCAGUGCCUGCUCGAGAUUAUCUAAUUGAUGGGUCAAGAGGCAUCCUUUCUGGCACAUCAGACCUGCUCCUUACCUUCGACGAGGCUGAGGUUCGUAAAAUUAUUAGAGUUUGCAAAGGCAUUUUGGAAUAUCUUACGGUGGCAGAAGUGGUGGAGACUAUGGAAGAUUUGGUCACUUACACAAAGAAUCUUGGGCCAGGAAUGACUAAGAUGGCCAAGAUGAUUGAUGAGCGACAGCAGGAGCUGACUCACCAGGAGCAUCGAGUGAUGUUGGUGAACUCAAUGAAUACAGUGAAAGAGUUGCUUCCAGUUCUUAUUUCAGCUAUGAAGAUUUUUGUAACAACUAAGAACUCAAAAAACCAAGGAAUAGAAGAAGCUUUGAAAAAUCGCAAUUUUACUGUAGAAAAGAUGAGUGCUGAAAUUAAUGAGAUCAUUCGUGUAUUACAACUCACUUCUUGGGAUGAAGAUGCCUGGGCUAGCAAGGACACUGAAGCCAUGAAGAGAGCAUUGGCCUCCAUAGACUCCAAACUGAACCAAGCCAAAGGUUGGCUUCGUGACCCCAGUGCCUCCCCAGGGGAUGCUGGUGAGCAGGCCAUCAGGCAGAUCCUAGAUGAAGCCGGAAAAGUUGGUGAACUCUGUGCAGGCAAAGAACGCAGGGAGAUUCUGGGAACCUGCAAAAUGCUCGGGCAGAUGACUGAUCAAGUGGCUGACCUCCGAGCCAGAGGACAAGGAGCCUCACCGGUGGCCAUGCAGAAAGCCCAGCAGGUAUCUCAGGGUCUGGAUGUGCUCACAGCCAAAGUGGAAAAUGCGGCUCGUAAGCUGGAAGCCAUGACAAAUUCAAAACAGAGCAUUGCAAAGAAGAUCGAUGCUGCCCAGAAUUGGCUUGCAGAUCCAAAUGGUGGACCAGAAGGAGAAGAACAGAUUCGAGGAGCUUUGGCUGAAGCUCGGAAAAUAGCAGAGUUAUGUGAUGAUCCUAAAGAAAGAGAUGACAUUCUGCGAUCCCUUGGAGAAAUAUCUGCUCUGACUUCUAAAUUAGCAGAUCUACGGAGACAGGGGAAAGGAGAUUCCCCAGAGGCUCGAGCAUUGGCCAAACAAGUUGCUACAGCCCUGCAGAACCUGCAGACCAAAACCAACAGGGCUGUAGCCAAUAGCAGACCUGCCAAAGCAGCAGUCCACCUUGAGGGCAAGAUUGAACAAGCACAGAGAUGGAUUGAUAAUCCCACAGUGGAUGACCGGGGAGUUGGUCAGGCUGCCAUCCGGGGACUUGUGGCUGAAGGGCAUCGUCUGGCUAAUGUCAUGAUGGGGCCUUAUCGCCAAGAUCUUCUUGCUAAGUGUGAUCGAGUGGACCAGCUGACGGCCCAGCUGGCUGACCUGGCUGCCAGAGGCGAAGGAGAGAGCCCUCAGGCGAGAGCACUUGCAUCUCAGCUUCAAGACUCCUUAAAGGAUCUGAAAGCACGGAUGCAGGAGGCCAUGACUCAGGAGGUGUCAGAUGUUUUCAGCGAUACUACAACUCCCAUCAAGCUGUUGGCAGUGGCAGCUACUGCCCCUCCUGAUGCACCCAAUAGGGAAGAGGUAUUUGAUGAGAGGGCAGCUAAUUUUGAAAACCAUUCAGGAAGGCUUGGUGCCACGGCAGAGAAGGCGGCUGCUGUUGGUACUGCUAAUAAGUCAACAGUGGAAGGCAUUCAGGCAUCAGUGAAGACGGCUCGAGAACUCACACCCCAGGUUGUCUCAGCUGCUCGCAUCUUACUUAGGAACCCUGGAAAUCAAGCUGCUUAUGAACAUUUUGAGACCAUGAAGAACCAGUGGAUUGAUAAUGUUGAAAAAAUGACAGGGCUGGUGGAUGAAGCCAUUGAUACUAAGUCUCUGUUGGAUGCAUCGGAAGAAGCAAUUAAAAAAGACCUGGACAAGUGUAAGGUAGCCAUGGCCAACAUUCAGCCUCAGAUGCUGGUGGCAGGGGCAACCAGCAUUGCUCGUCGGGCCAAUCGGAUCCUCCUUGUGGCUAAGAGGGAAGUGGAGAAUUCUGAGGAUCCCAAGUUCCGGGAGGCUGUGAAAGCUGCCUCUGAUGAAUUGAGCAAAACUAUCUCCCCAAUGGUUAUGGAUGCAAAGGCUGUGGCUGGAAACAUUUCUGACCCUGGCCUGCAAAAGAGCUUCCUGGACUCAGGAUAUCGGAUCUUGGGAGCUGUGGCCAAGGUCAGAGAGGCCUUCCAACCUCAGGAGCCUGACUUCCCGCCUCCACCACCAGACCUUGAACAGCUUCGUGUAACAGAUGAGCUUGCUCCUCCCAAACCACCUCUGCCUGAGGGUGAAGUCCCUCCACCUAGGCCCCCACCACCAGAGGAGAAGGAUGAAGAAUUCCCUGAGCAGAAAGCAGGGGAGGUGAUUAACCAGCCAAUGAUGAUGGCUGCCAGGCAGCUCCAUGAUGAAGCUCGCAAAUGGUCCAGUAAGCCGGGUAUCCCAGCCGCUGAGGUGGGUAUAGGUGGUGUAGCUGAGGCAGAUGCGGCCGAUGCUGUUGGGUUCCCUCUCCCCCCUGACAUGGAAGACGAUUACGAACCUGAGCUGCUGUUAAUGCCAUCCAAUCAGCCGGUCAACCAACCCAUUCUGGCCGCGGCUCAGUCCUUGCAUCGGGAAGCUACCAAGUGGUCUAGUAAGGGAAAUGACAUCAUUGCAGCAGCCAAGCGCAUGGCUCUGCUGAUGGCCGAGAUGUCUCGGCUGGUAAGAGGGGGCAGUGGUACGAAGCGGGCACUCAUUCAGUGUGCCAAGGACAUCGCCAAGGCCUCAGAUGAAGUGACUCGACUGGCUAAGGAGGUUGCCAAACAGUGCACAGAUAAGCGGAUUAGAACCAACCUCUUACAGGUUUGUGAGCGAAUCCCAACCAUAAGUACCCAGCUCAAAAUCCUGUCCACAGUGAAAGCCACCAUGCUGGGUCGGACCAACAUCAGUGACGAGGAGUCUGAGCAGGCCACAGAAAUGCUGGUUCACAACGCCCAGAACCUCAUGCAGUCUGUGAAGGAGACUGUGCGAGAAGCAGAAGCUGCUUCAAUCAAAAUUCGAACAGAUGCUGGAUUUACACUGCGCUGGGUUAGAAAGACUCCCUGGUACCAGUAGGCACUUAGCUGAACCUGGCAGGCACAGAAGCCCCUACAAAACAGAAGGAAAUGAUGAGUCCCAGGAGCCACCCAGAGUUGCUGGAGAAUGAAAGCCACAUCCUGGCCUCACAUCAGAAAGGAAUGGAGGCCUCUUCACAUUAGAAAACAUUUAUUCUUUUGUCAUGACACUUUGAAAUGUGUCUCCGUAUAAAGCCUGUAUUCUCUAACAGUUAUACUCGUGCACAUGUAUCCCAAUAAGUGGACUGGGUUUCUAGCCCAUGGACUUCACAUAAGCUCAGAAUUCAAGAAUGAACACUAGCCAGAUCCCCUGCACUCCCCGUGUUCCCUAGGGAACAUUUCCUUCACUGUUUCCCUUUCCUUGGCCCUGAUUCUCUUCUCCAAGCUUCCAAGAUCCAGGGCCCAGGCAAGUCAGUUAAGAAGGAAAUCACUGUGCUUCCAAAAACUGCUUUGGGCUUCCCCACCUGCCUUCUCUGGACUGCUAUCUGGGUCCUUUUCAGAAUUAGCCUUGCUGUUGCAGGGGUAUGUGGCCUUGGAGAGCCUCAGCAUAUGGGUCCUGGAUUCAUGUCCUGCCCUUCCCCAGUUUAAUCCUUCUAUUUUCCCAGAGUAUAAAACCAAAUUUCACUGUUAAGAGGAAAUCACAGUUACAUAAUUCUGACUUUACCAUGCCUCUGAGUAAUGUCUGUCCUAGGAAAACUUGCCAUCCCCAUCCUGCCUCGGCCUGCCAAGGUAGACACCCUUCCCCGCACACAUUGUGUGUCCUGGUGCUCUCUGCCACUGGAGAGGCAGAGUAGCCAGGGUGUGGCCCUGUCUGUCCUCUCAGUGGGGCCACUCCCAGGUACCCCAAGCUUUGUCACUGCCUGCAGGUUUGUGCUGAGGCCUUAUCAUUCAUUCUUAGUUCUUAAUUGUUCUGAGCUGAAAUGCUGCAUUUAAUUUUUUAAACCAAACCAUGUCUCCUAUCCUGGCUUUGUAGUCUUCCCUAACACCCUUUCUAAAUAAGAUUUUAAAGAUAUUUAGUUAUCUGUAUUUUGAAAAAAAAUUUUUAAAUUCAUUCCUAAGAAUUAUUGCUUGCCCUAUGAGAUGUUUAAUGGAAGAGAAAUCCUAUCUGAAGGAUACUCCCUAAGAGAGAGUGGUUUUUCCAGAUUAGAAUUCUGGUGCUGCUGGGGAUGAAUCAGUGGGAAAUACUACGCCGUAAUUCCUACCUUCCUUCAAUCCAGCUACAACUGAGUCCCUUUUAUUUCUCUUAAGUACGAUUGUUCAAGAGAGUAAUGGGUGUAAUAUUAAUAUCUACUUAUUAUCAUAUGAAGUUUACUAUUAGGCAAAGUGACAAAAGGCAAUUUUCUCUUUUAUGCACUUAAUCACUGCUGUUUGAGCAUUAACCAGCACAUGAAACCAUAUUUCUCAGAUGAGUAUAGUGAGAACCCUUGCCUGAAUGUCCUGCCUCCCCACCUCCAGUGUGUAUUAGAUCCCACUGAAUGUGUAAAACUUGUCUUAAGUUGGUCCUGUACACUCAAGCUUUCUCUAUUUCCUUUUAACUGAUGAAAAUUAUUUUCAAGGCCCUCAGCAUAUUUGUAUAGUUGCUUAACUUGAUUUAAAUGCAAUAUUAAUGCCUUUAAAGAUGAAUCUAUGCCAAAGAUCACCUUCUGUUUUACUCAAGAUUAUUUAGAGAAAAUAAGAAAAGUCAUGUUUGCUCUCCAAGUCCUUCCAGUGUUUUGAGCCACUGGUUUACACUUUACGCCAGAUGUGCUUUUCUCGAAUGUCCAUGAAGAAACAAGCAAAUUAAAAAAAAAAAGUCCCUGAACGAUGAUUAGAGAUGUCACCACUAAAAAACUACAUUUAUAAGCUAUGAUUUGUUAUAUGCAACUAUUUUCUGCCUCUUCUUUGUUCUGUUUAAAACAAUAAAAUGCAUUUGUAUAAAUGUGGGGUAUCUUA